AAACGUACAGUGAGUUACAGUGUAUGGAAAAUCACUUAUUAUCAGUGAAAUUCGUGCUUCGAUAUCCCAUAAAAAUCGCAUUUGAUGCAUAUGUAAUAAAACGUGUAACUAUAUCCUGGAAUUUUGUAAUAAAAACCUCAAAAUCGAUCUGGAAGUCUAAACCGCAUCUAGGCGCAGGGAAUCAAAGGAAGGGAUCACAACUCGGAAUCACUCUGUGCGGCACACGAUUCGUGUGCAGGACGUUGCGCUUUUCUGUUUCGUUGACUGGGUUAGUAGAGCUGUCCAGAUUAGCGACGCAACGCAGCAGACAUGUCAUCCGCAAUGUCGUCGGAUUCAACGAAGGCGGCCGUCCUGAAGCUGCUCGACGAACAGCAGCGCCCUUUUUCGCUGGCCGACAUUUCCGAGAAGGUCAAGGAGCUGGGAAAGUCGUCCAUUCAGAAGGCCCUGGACAGCUUGGUGCGUCGCGGUAAGAUCAUCGAGAAGGUGUACGGUAAACAAAAGAUCUACUGCAUCGCCCAGGAGGAUGGGAAACCGGAGCACGCUGAGCUCAUUCGACAACUGGACACGGAUUGCGUCCGCCUCCGCGAGGAACUGACCCGGCGGCAGCAGCAGAUCCGUUCGCUCGAAACCGCACUAACCGAGCUGUCCUCGAAGAUGACAGUUGGAGAGGCCCUCGAGGAGAUCGAAUCGUUGGAGCGCGGAAUCGAGCUGCUGCGCGGUCAGUUGGAGGAAGUUCGUGCAGCUGAAAAGGAGUCAUCAUCCUCCCACGCUCCACCACCACCACAGCUGGACAAGGAUGAGCUGGAGAAGAAGUACAACCUCUACCUGUCGGCGUAUCGCAAGCGCAAGCGAAUCUGCACCGAGAUGAUCGGUCACAUCAUGGAGGGUUACCCGAAGAGCAAACAGCACUUGCUCGAGGACAUUGGCAUUGAGACGGACGAGGCGGUUGGAUUCCGGCUGACGACGCUGACGGAGUAAGCAAGUCGCGCGAUCUUUCAACUACGGGCGAAUCAUUUAUCUUGUGGCUUGUUGAAAUACACUAAAUUGAAUGGACGGAAAAUGAAAAUGAUCAUUAGGACAUUAGAGACCGUCA
This is a messenger RNA of Ochlerotatus camptorhynchus, 1093 nucleotides long. Its product is annotated as homologous-pairing protein 2 homolog. The coding region runs from base 310 to 978 and encodes 222 amino acids. Gene Ontology annotation, biological process: meiotic strand invasion involved in reciprocal meiotic recombination; meiotic joint molecule formation; homologous chromosome pairing at meiosis. The record is from RefSeq and is a predicted model, not a curated record. NCBI's taxonomy places the organism in Eukaryota, Metazoa, Arthropoda, Insecta, Diptera, Culicidae. The transcript is spliced from 6 exons. Gene Ontology annotation, cellular component: condensed nuclear chromosome; DNA recombinase auxiliary factor complex. Gene Ontology annotation, molecular function: recombinase activator activity; double-stranded DNA binding.